Mucor mucedo is the source of this 905-nucleotide messenger RNA. RefSeq lists its product as uncharacterized. The transcript has 4 exons. The coding region runs from base 237 to 857 and encodes 206 amino acids. The record is from RefSeq and is a predicted model, not a curated record. NCBI's taxonomy places the organism in Eukaryota, Fungi, Mucoromycota, Mucoromycetes, Mucorales, Mucoraceae.
UCUUUUCUUAAAAUAAAAUAAAAACAACAAUGUCUGUUUCCGAUAUUCACAACGAAGUUUCCUCCUCAAACAUAAUUAAGAGUAGCUUUUUAUAAUUCAACAUGCAUAAAAAAGAAGCUGGUCAUUAAACUUUUUAUUUAGGCAUUAUUGAGGACCUGUUUUCUUACAAUAGCAUCAAGCGGAAACGAAUUUUAGAGUAUUAUUUUUUUCAGGAUGCUUCAUUAAGCUCCCCUCUUAUGAGUACAGAUGGAGUGGACAACAUUCAAUAUAUUUAUACAGUAUGGCAAACACUAAAUCGAAGCGAACCAACAAUAACAAAUAUCGUAUUUGAUGGACAUACAGCCGUGAUCCACUUAAUACAUAAUCUUUCACCAACAAUACUACCAAGCUUUUUAAAAGUUCAAGUACCCGCUAUAACAACAUUGCAUUUCCGUGAAACAGAAUGUGAUAGUGGACUUUUAAAGAUAUACAAACAAGAAGAUAGCUGGACACUUGAGGGCAUAUUGCAGUCAGUUCCCAUUAUAUCAUUUUGGUAUAAUAAUGUGUUACGAGUCGUCAUGGGAAAGUUAAUGACCACAACGGGUGAUAUUUUAGACUCUGCGGUGAAUCAUGCAGAAAGAAUGUCUAUGCAAAGUAGAGAAAUACAACAAAUUGGGCAUGAACUGGCGAUUGAGAAUUUAGAAAAGUUAGAAGAAUAUCGAUCCGAUUUGAAAGUGAAUUAUUUGGAAGGUAUUAAAAACUGGCAAGAAUGUUACAAUGAUGAGGACAAUUAUACUUUUACGCCCAUCAAAGAAAGUGGCAGUGGAUUACCGAUCGAGCAACCACCACGAAGAAUCGAUUAUAGUGAUUAUGAAUAAAAAUAAUAAAAAUAAUAAAAAAGAAUGGAGGAGACAUUUUUAUUAUUA